Molecule: messenger RNA, 855 nt
Organism: Penicillium daleae
Lineage: Eukaryota; Fungi; Ascomycota; Eurotiomycetes; Eurotiales; Aspergillaceae
Gene: cbpA
Product: putative calcineurin binding protein
Exons: 1
Coding region: 1-855 (284 amino acids)
Biological process (GO): calcium-mediated signaling
Cellular component (GO): nucleus; cytoplasm
Molecular function (GO): nucleic acid binding; calcium-dependent protein serine/threonine phosphatase regulator activity
Source: RefSeq, a predicted model, not a curated record
AUGGCUGAAUCUGUAUCGCCUCCUCGCUCGCUGCCUGCGUCUCCCGCUGGCCACUCCUCGCGAUCACACUCGCGCCCGUCGCUCUCCAUUGAUCUCUCCAGCAUUCCCCCACUCUCGCAACCAACACCUCCCUCCAACACUCUCCUGAUCACAGAGCUACAUGACCUCAUCCUCUUCCAGCCCUCCUCGCUGGAGGCCAUCCGCAACCAAAUCACGGUCGUGGCCCGCUUGCACUCCUUUUCGCCACUGCCCUCCUUCCGCCGCAUUAUCUGCUCGUUCCACUCCGAUAAGGAUGCCAUCGCUGUCCGCAAGAUGCUCGAGGGCACUCGCCUGUUGAACCGCAACGUGCGCCCGCGCAUCUACUUUGGCGAGCCAACCCCCAUCCUCAGCCAGGAAGAGGCCCAGCGCAAGCAGCUCCUCGAAGCCCCGCAGAUGGACAGGCUCUUCUUCAUCUCCCCACCACCCAGCCCACCCCACGGAUGGCAGAUGCGCAAUGAGGACCCGCCCAACAAGGAGGCGCACGCCAGUGAUCUGGCCCAUGCCUUGGCCAUGCUCAAGACUCACCAGCCCGAGCCGAUGAAUGUGGACCCCGCCACUCCCGUCUCCAUCACAUCCGAUAAGCGCACUGGUAGCUGGCCCCUGGCUGGCUCGCAGCAGCGCAGCCGCAGCAGCACUAUCAUCUACAAUCCAGAGGACCACGGUCACAGCCCCAACCUCCCGGCCGUGAUGGUCGAGGACAUGAGCUUGCCGGUGGACGAGGAUGUUGACAUGGACGUGGAAUUGAGUCCCGUCGAGAUGUCGGUCAACAAGAUGCCCCCCAAGACGGCGCGGCCUCCAGUGGAAUUGAUGCAUUAG